CCCAGAAUGAGUUCCUACUCAAGAACUCUAGCCCGUUUCUUCGAGUUCUUGGCCCUCUUUUCAAUCCUCAGAAAAGCCGAAGGCCCUCAUGUCAUCACAAACUACAACUUGUCGACUUUGGAAGCCACCCGCCGCAGAUUUCUGAGGAGCCUCUGCUUUAUCUGCGACUACAAGAAAGGUGGCGACACGACAACUUCUAUCGCUGUCGAGGACCGGCCUGACUGUUUCAUGUUCUGGGUGGCCGGGAAUGUCACUCCAACAUCGAGAGUUGUUGACUUUUUGGAUCGUGUUCUUGACAGUUUGCAGGGGGUAGAGGCACUUGACGAGCUGCAAAGAAGAGAGCUGGAGGCCAGGCUGACGGAGGAUUCUGUACAGUUUGGCACUCUCAGGCUCAGGAAGGAAUGCGCCAUACUGCGGAAUGCAACAAGAAAAUGCCAGAGGUACUUGUCGACUGCCGCGUCGAGCACAAUGGAGAGUGGCCUUGAAGCGCUCGAGAACUGGCUACCUAAUUUUCUGUCCGACGCCACAGCAGAGAUCUUGCCUUUAUGCCAUGCUGCUUAUCGAGCCCGGGAGGAUCCUCAAAUGACAACACUCCAGGUCCUCAGCCGCGAGGAUGGUGCAGCCCUCGAGCAUGCCAUAUCUUUCCAAGUUGUCAAGCAUUUUAUAGGGCGUCUAGCUGAGCACAUUCGUGUACCGAAGCAACUUGUCGAAGACGCCAGUCGUUUGGGUACACUUCUCGGCAGCUAUCGUGUCGCCUCGGUUCCUGCUCCUCAACCAGCGAUCGUCCCUCCCCCUGACGCGCAAACUACCCUCAAUUCGAUAACCAGGCGGAUUCUCCAGACCCCUAAAGACCCAAGGAUCGAAGAGUUUCAAGCAUUCCUUGCGACACUAGAUGAACAGACUGGGCUUGAAACCAGAGUGAGGACCAUGUAUGACAGGGGCGACAUGCAAUCAAGUGUCCAUGCGGAACUGCAGAUGUUGGAGUUUUUCCACAGAGGUGAUCGCGUCUUCGUUGAGAACGACCGCUACAUAGCCUGCAGCAAGCUUGCUUGUCUCUGUUGCAAGCUAUACUUCAGACAUCACCCAGGUUUCUACGUGGAACCGGACUCCCACCAGAAAGUGUACACGAACUGGCGCCCGAUUCUCCUCCACGAAGGGAAUGAGGACCCUCUGUUUCUAGAACAGAGAGCCCUUUUGGGAAAGGUAGGUAGGGACAUCGGCAAUAUGCUCGUAGAUCAUAUCGCCCUUCAACGGACGAGUGCCGUUUUACAACCGGACUCGAUAACCAACAUUACUGCAUCU
Messenger RNA from Fusarium vanettenii 77-13-4, 1302 nucleotides. RefSeq lists its product as uncharacterized. The transcript is spliced from 2 exons. The annotation marks the transcript as partial. The record is from RefSeq and is a predicted model, not a curated record. Lineage: Eukaryota; Fungi; Ascomycota; Sordariomycetes; Hypocreales; Nectriaceae.